Messenger RNA from Ochotona curzoniae (black-lipped pika), 4964 nucleotides. RefSeq names its product DDB1 and CUL4 associated factor 7 (gene DCAF7). Gene Ontology annotation, molecular function: protein binding. The record is from RefSeq and is a predicted model, not a curated record. Bases 218 to 1246 code for a protein of 342 amino acids. Gene Ontology annotation, cellular component: nucleus. The transcript is spliced from 7 exons. Lineage: Eukaryota; Metazoa; Chordata; Mammalia; Lagomorpha; Ochotonidae.
AGGAGGCGGGGCGACAUCCCAAACGGAAGGUGGUUGUUGUCUGUGCCGGAGCUGGUUUGAAACCUGGGGGUCGGGCCCUGCUCGUCGUCGUCCGUCGCCGCGGCCCCGCUUCCGGGCGAGGCAGUUCCUAGCCGCCCCGCCUCCCUUCAGACCCCUGCGCCCCCGGCCCGGCUCUUCGCUGCCCGCUGCCGGCCCGCACUGCGGCCCCGCCGCCACCAUGUCCCUGCACGGCAAACGGAAGGAGAUCUACAAGUAUGAAGCGCCCUGGACCGUCUACGCCAUGAACUGGAGCGUACGGCCGGACAAGCGCUUUCGCCUGGCGCUGGGCAGCUUCGUGGAGGAGUACAACAACAAGGUUCAGCUUGUUGGUUUAGAUGAGGAGAGUUCCGAAUUCAUUUGCCGAAACACCUUUGACCACCCAUACCCUACCACAAAGCUCAUGUGGAUCCCGGACACAAAAGGCGUCUAUCCAGAUCUGCUGGCAACAAGCGGUGACUAUCUCCGCGUGUGGAGGGUUGGUGAAACAGAGACCCGGCUGGAAUGUUUGCUAAACAAUAAUAAGAACUCUGAUUUCUGUGCUCCCCUGACCUCCUUUGACUGGAAUGAGGUGGAUCCUUAUCUUUUAGGUACCUCAAGCAUUGAUACAACUUGCACCAUCUGGGGGCUGGAGACAGGGCAGGUGCUGGGACGAGUGAAUCUUGUGUCUGGUCAUGUGAAGACCCAACUGAUUGCCCAUGACAAAGAGGUCUAUGACAUCGCGUUUAGCCGGGCUGGGGGUGGCAGGGACAUGUUUGCGUCUGUGGGCGCUGAUGGCUCUGUGCGGAUGUUUGACCUGCGCCACCUGGAACACAGCACCAUCAUUUACGAAGACCCACAGCACCACCCACUGUUGCGCCUCUGCUGGAACAAGCAGGACCCUAACUACCUGGCCACCAUGGCCAUGGAUGGAAUGGAGGUGGUGAUUCUGGACGUGCGGGUUCCUUGCACACCCGUUGCCAGGUUAAACAACCACCGAGCAUGUGUCAAUGGCAUUGCUUGGGCCCCACAUUCAUCCUGCCACAUCUGCACUGCAGCGGAUGACCAUCAGGCUCUCAUCUGGGACAUCCAGCAAAUGCCCCGCGCCAUCGAGGACCCAAUCCUGGCCUACACAGCCGAAGGAGAGAUCAACAAUGUGCAGUGGGCGUCGACUCAACCUGACUGGAUUGCCAUCUGCUACAACAACUGCCUGGAGAUACUACGAGUGUAGUGCUGGUGGUGCCGCACCACGAGGCAGGCCUGUGCUUCCCGCCUCUGCCCCACUCCCAACGUAAGAAGAAACCUGUUUCCGGUGGCCAGUAUGUCUUGUUGCUUUGCACCCACUGUUACCAGAAGCUGCUCUAGGAGUUCCUGGCCAGUCACCCUGUUGCUGUCUGUGCUGGACUCAGUGCUGUGUGGCACCCUCUCAGCCCAGGGCUGAGUUUUAAGGUUUUCUCUCUUCUUUCCUUCCUCAAUUAAAAAUUUCUCUAUAUUUGUUUGUCAGCUGUCAUGUUAAUGAGCAGUAUAAGCACUGGCUGUGUGGUACUCAUCUGCCCCAGAUGUCUGUUUGCUGCCCAAGGCAGCAGUCUGUCUGGUUCAUGUCCAUGUCAGCACUUACGUGGGAUCAAAUACAAAUUUGAAGUCAUCUUUCCUCCUGGAAUCAGUGUCUUUCACAAUUUCAACUUUGUAUAUUUUUUAUCUUUCAGGCUAAUUUGUUUAUGAACAGAAUUUGACUCUUCUGCUUCCUUUCUCUGUUCCCUGGUCCUCCAUCUUUGCACCUUCCACUCUUCCCUCAGAGCCUGGAGCUGGUACUAAGCCCUGGUUUGCCUUCUUGACUCACUGCCUGAGUGGCGUCUCCCUGAUCGGGGGCCACGCCACCUUGGUGCUCUGCAGUCCUCCCUCUCAUCACCCCUGUCCUCAGCUGGCCCUUCAAAAAAAACCAUUCUGGGCUCCAGGAAGCCCCCCCAUCACUCCUGAAGUGCUUCUGUGUCCCCCAAGCCCGUGCCUAUUGAGAGUGAAGCAGAGCCAAGGCAGGCUGGCUAGGCAGGAUGUCAGAGUUGAGGGAAAUGGUUUCAGAAAAGCUGGACUUACACAACAUGUUUUCAGUACAUGGUUUCAGAGUCUGUUUCCUACCAAAUGUAAGCACUGAUGUCUUGACUGAUAGGGUCAUGGAGCUGCAUGUGGGCAUCUUUGUGGUGAGUGCCCUGUGCCUGCUAGUCCGCUGGCCCCCUUUUGGAUUGAGUGCUCAGAGGUGAGGGGCUACUUGAGGAACACAGUCUGUGCUCCCAACCCUGAGGAAAGUCUUAGGUGUGGGAACCCAGCAGCUGUCCUAAGAGAGAAUCCAUUGUGAUGAGCCCAGCCAGUAGGAAAAUAGCUACAGACUCAUAGACGUUAAUGUUGGCCAGUUCAGCACUGUUCCCUGAUCUGCCAACCCACCCCUGAGGUUUAGGUUCUGGUCAGUAUUGGAGUUGUAUGUAGGCUGUGUUUGUCUGUGUUGACUUUAGGACCUGGAGGGUCUGUUUCCGUUACAUGAAGGAAUUUGAUGGAGGAGGCUUGUGUGUAAUGUUAGGCGAGUCCUUGGAGCAGGCGGAGUUUGUGAUGUGCUCUGGGGUAGAGCUGACAUGGCUCCUGGUGUUCUGCCAGCUGCCUGAAGGUUUGUAAGACCCUUCAAGAGGCACAUGUGAAAUAAAGGGACAAGCAGGUCAUAGGCCCGUGGUUUUGUCCGCUUGGCCUCAUGCCUGUCUGAAUGAUGAAAGAGUUAACUUUGUUCUUCUGAGCCCUUAGCUCCUUUUGGUUGCAUCUUUUCCAAAGCAGUUGUAUUUGUAUGCCAAAGGUCACAGCUCUGCUUUCUACAUGGGGGUUUGUCCAAAAGAUGAGGUUUGUUGUUUUACUCAGGCUGUUCUGUCUUCUACCUUGACAUGGGGCUCUGACCUCUGACAUUGGACCUUGCUGCUGGCAUCUGCUUGAGGCUCCUGCAUUGUGUCAUCAGUAGGGGGCAGGUGAGAGGUUCUAGGUCAGGACUCUACUCUGCCUCUAGCAGUGUUCGGUCAUGGCUGUGGGCUCCUUACCACCACGGGGGCAGAUCUGGGUUGCUGACUGCUUUGGUAGGAGACCCUCAGUUCCUGCCUGUGGAAAGUCAGAACUCUGGCCAGGGAGGAACGAAUCUACACGGCAAGAAUUCCUUUGCAGUCCCAGGAUCAGCUUUCAGAGAGUUGGCUGAGAUUCAGGAAGAACAAAAAAAUUUAAAAUGAAUCCUCCAAGAUUUUGGUAAUUAUUGUGACUGGAAAUGUUCAGAUUUAGGACCUGGGAGAAAAUCAGUGGUGUUUGCUUAGAUCAGAGGAGGCGUCUUUAGAAGGCAGUGAAGGUCUACGGUGAGAAAGUCUUUAGACUGUUGGGUGGCUCUGGGUGAAACCAUGCCCCCACCUGAGUCAGGGGCCAUUAGCUAGGCAUUUGUGAUGCUGGCUAACUGUGCAGACACGAUGGCAGCUUGGGGAAGGGGUCAUCUCUUGGCACCAGGGGCGGUAGGUGGUAUUUAGUGGUCAGAACCUGUAGACACUGGGAGCCUUGUAACUGUUCUAGAGUGUGCUUCUUGGUUGCUGGUUUGUACAUAGCAGAAGCAGAAAUGGUAAAAAAAAAUCACGUAGGCUCCCCCUAGUUUCUCUCCUUCAUCCGUCUUUUUGACCACAGCCCUGUCUUCUUGUUGCAGCCCGGGCCUGAAUUCUGGACUGUAAGAAUAUGAAGGGCUCAGCUGGUGUAGGAGGGCAGCACAGAAGUGCGUCCUCUCCAGCUGUCUUGGAUAGGAGAGGCCACUGAAGUAGAAGCCUGCAAAUAUUCUUUUGUCUUUUGGUCUGCACUCCGAGACCAAGGAAGAGGUCACAUUGGCACUUAGGAUAGACGGGGAAAGAGCUGAGCAAAAUCCCUGAGCAAAAGCCCUGGGCCAGGCUGUCUAACAGUGGUCUCUCCUGCCCUGGCAGGACGGCAGCUAAGAUCCUCAUGUUAUAGAGUCCAGCCUGCCUCACGCGCCUGCCUGCUCCUCCUCCCACAGUUGUCAUUGCUGCUAAUGGUCAAAGUCAAACAUGUGGCCACAUGGGACAGGCAGUUCCUCUCUAGUUUCUUUCUGGAUAUUGCUUUUAAAACGUGGAAAUAUGUAGUGCCUUCCCAGAGAAGCUUGGGUUAGGAUAUUAAACUAGAAACAACUGAGUGAAAAAGUUGGAAGCCACAAAUAAAGAUGUUGACAGUAUGUAACUCACAAGCACCCACUUUUAGAACAACCUGGGGAAUGUGAACUUGUGAUGUCCCUACCUUGGGUUGAUGGUGGCACGCAGUGUGUUACGGAAAUUGUUGAGCUGAAGCUGUGAAUUGCUUUAGUUGGGUAUGAAUCAUCUGCUUUGGUUUCUGUGUACUUUAUGACCUCCCCCACCCCGUCGGUGAAGUCCCCUCCCCACUCUUGAGUGUGCAUUCGUAGCAUGACUGUAUAAAGCUCUGUAGAAAAUGCAGAUUUCCUGCUGUCGGUAAUGUUGAACUCCAGCAAGUUCAUCUCUGUGCCCUUUAGCCUAGUGUGUCUGAACUUACUUUCCUGUGUAUUUACACUUUUCCUCUGUGCUAGAGGCUUUGUGGCAUCCUGUGGUCAGGUGAAGAGGAAGCGUCCAUUUGCAGAACUGAACUGUAGUCAUUUUCCUUUUAUAAACUUUAUUUUCACAGGACCGUGCACAGGGCUUGUAACACAUUUUAACACUGUGCUGUGAAACCACGAUGGAAAUCUCCAUUGAAAGCUGCUUCAAAGGCACCUGGAAGUGGAGUGUUCUAGUAGCUAUGACUUGACUUCUUGUUUCCCAAGUACAGUGAGACCUAACUUGCACCCUCUCGUUCUGUUUCAGCCUCCGUAUAAGAAGUACCGUAUUUUCUGCCCGUCAUACUUUGUAAUAAAACUUAAACAUGUAUAGAUUGAA